Leptosomus discolor (cuckoo roller) is the source of this 1168-nucleotide messenger RNA. The record is from RefSeq and is a predicted model, not a curated record. NCBI's taxonomy places the organism in Eukaryota, Metazoa, Chordata, Aves, Leptosomiformes, Leptosomidae.
GACAGUUCUGUUCACUUUGACCUCUGUAGUUGUGCUUGUCAUCACUACUGACUGGAUCAGCUGGGACAAGCUGAAUCGUGGAUUUCUGCCAAGUGAUGAGGUCUCAAGAGCCUUCUUGGCUUCUUUCAUCUUGGUGUUUGACCUUCUUAUUGUCAUGCAGGAUUGGGAGUUUCCACAUUUUAUGGGUGAUGUUGAAGUGAAUCUUCCAGGCUUGCCAUCUGCACACAUGCAGUUCAAAGUACCUUAUUUCCAAAAGAUCUUCAAAGAGGAAUAUCACAUACAUAUAACCGGCAAAUGGUUUAACUAUGGAAUUAUCUUCCUUGUUUUAAUCUUGGAUCUGAAUAUGUGGAAGAACCAAAUAUUUUACAAACCGCAUGAAUAUGGUCAAUAUAUCGGUCCUGGACAGAAGAUCUAUACAGUAAAGGACUCAGAAAGCUUGAAAGACCUUAAUAGAACUAAAUUAUCUUGGGAGUGGAGAUCAAAUAACACUAACCCAUUGACCAACCGGACCUAUGCCGAAGGAGACAUGUUCUUGCAUAGCAGAUUCACAGGCUCUAGCCUUGAUGUCAAAUGCCUGGCUUUUAUUCCAAGUUUGCUGGCAUUUGCUUUGUUUGGUUUCUUCAUCUGGUUCUUUGGGCGAUUUCAGAAAACUGACCAAGGCAUGGAGAAUUUAGACAAAUCAUACACAAGAAUGAAACGAAAGUCACCGUCAGAUAUGGGAAUGACGCGAGAAAAUACACAGGUGUUAGUAGAAGAACCAUUAAGUUUUCAAGAACCACAUCUCGUAUCCAUAAAAUCAGACUUAAGUGAAAUAGUUUUUAACUCUUCUCUCCUAACUUCUGAGAACUUGAAUGCACAACUGAAUGAACAAGAUAGCCCUUUGCAGCCAGUACCAGAGUCCUCUGUCCCUAAGAGUAAUCCUGUGACAUAGAGGCAAAUACCCAGGAAAAUAAGUUUAAAUAAGCAGUUACUAUAAGAUUUCAGUUUUACCUUUUGUAAGUUAAGAUUUACAUAGUGUUUAGAAUAAGAAACUCAACCUAUACCAAAAGGUGCUCAGCAUGCUUUUUCUAGGAAUUUCGUUUUUUAUUUGUAUUAUAGUACGUGCCUACUGUAUAUCUGACAUUCCUUUAUAGAUUGCUUCCCAAAAUUACACAAGCUAUUUAUUAAU